AUGGCCGACAAACAAAGUGAUUCAGGAAGUGACUCUGACAGCACAGAUGAACCGGUUGUUGGGAAUGUGAACAAGUUUGCUGUUGUCCCUCCAUGUUAUUCUGGCAAACCCAAGAGAGGCCAUGUAAUUUUUGAUGCAUGUUUUGAGAGUGGUAACCUGGGCCGGGUGGAUUACAUCACAGACACAGAGUAUGACCUGUUUAUCCGACCGGACACCUGCAAUCCAAGGUUUAGAGUGUGGUUUAAUUUCACAGUGGAGAAUGUCCGGAUGGACCAGAGGGUGAUCUUCAAUAUAGUCAACUUCAGCAAGACAAAAUCUCUGUACAGAGAUGGCAUGACUCCAAUGGUGAAGUCCACAAGCAGACCUAAAUGGGUUCGGAUACCAGCCAAAUAUGUUUACUACUACCGCUGCCCCGACCACGGCAAGAACUAUGUAAUGUCGUUUGCCUUUAUAUUUGACCGUGAGGACGAUGUCUAUCAGUUUGCCUAUUGUUACCCAUACUCUUACACAAAGUUGCAGACUUAUCUUGACAAUCUGGAGAAACGCAAUUACGACUUUUUCACACGAGAGCUGCUGUCUUUGUCUGUGCAACAGCGGAGGCUUGAUCUUUUAACAAUUGCCAGUCCAGAUCUGCGUGCUACAGACAGUGAGAAACUCAAGACUGUUCUCAUCACAGCAAGGGUACAUCCCGGAGAGACUCCUUCCUCCUUUGUUUGCCAAGGUGUCAUAGAUUUUCUAGUCAGCUCUCACCCCAUCGCUAAAAUGCUUCGGGACCAUCUUGUCUUCAAAAUUGUUCCCAUGCUCAACCCAGACGGAGUCUACCUUGGUAACUACAGAUGUUCCUUGAUGGGCUUUGACUUGAACCGCCAUUGGCAGGAGCCGUCUCCCUGGGCACACCCCACACUCUACGCUACCAAAAACCUGCUAAUGGAGCUUGACCGCAACCAGAAACAUGACAUGGACUUCUACAUUGACCUGCAUGCCCACUCCACCCUGAUGAAUGGGUUUAUGUAUGGCAACAUCUAUGAUGACAUGGACAGGUACGAGAAGCAGUCAGUGUUCCCUAAGCUGCUCUGUGCUAAUGCUGAAGACUUCUCCCUGUCCAACACCAAUUUCAACCGGGAUGCUGUCAAGGCAGGCACAGGUCGCAG
Molecule: messenger RNA, 1151 nt
Organism: Candidula unifasciata
Lineage: Eukaryota; Metazoa; Mollusca; Gastropoda; Stylommatophora; Geomitridae
Source: the annotation of a GenBank genome assembly